UUCACAUUUGUUGGAUCUUUUGCUCGUUCACGAGGUUGACACCCUAAGCACCAUGGAAGGUACUCAACUCCUUCUGGGGCCAAUCCUCGCACCCUUCAUCUUGGGAUUAACAACAAUCGUUUUACUCUAUUGGUUUGCUACGCGGAAGCAUGGUUAUUGGAAAGAAAGAGGAGUUAUAUACGAUAAGCCCCUGCCUUUCUUUGGAUCCCUCCUGCGAGCAUUUAGAAAGCCUGCUCAAGAUGUUGAAAUUGAAAGAUAUAAUAAGUAUGGACAAGUUUAUGGGCAUUUUGAAGGUUCUCGUCCUGUCAUCUCAAUAGGAGAUCCAGCCCUCUUGAAGAACAUAUUGGUCAAGGAUUUCCCUUCUUUUUCGUCCCGAAGAAAAUUUGAAGUUGGCGAUCCUGUUUUUGAUAAAAUGGUAUCCAUACUACAAGGCGAAGAUUGGAAAAGGGUUCGCACCAUCAUCACUCCCACAUUCACAACGGGGAAAAUUAAGAGGAUGGUGAAAAUUUUCAAAGAAUGUGCAAAUACGUGUGUCACGAAUUAUAAAGCUUACGCGGAACAAGGAAAACCUGUUGACUUAAAAAAAAUUUAUGGUGCUUUUACAAUGGAUAUCAUUGCAAGUUCUGCUUUUUCUACAAAGCUUGAUUCCCAUAAUGACCCAGAAAAUAAAUUUGUAAAAGCAGCAAGAGAUGUUUUUACAAGGAACGUUAGCUGGAGAUUCGUUCUUUUCUUGGUAUUUCCAUGGAUCAUGAAAUAUUUACGAAUUAGCAUCCUCCCUCCAAAAGGAAUAAAUUUCUUCAAGAAUGUCACUUUGGAAAUUAUACAAGAGCGGAAGAGAACUGGAAAGAAACGAAACGACUUUUUGCAACUUUUGAUGGAUACUGCAGAUGAAGUACAAGAACAAGAGCAACAAGACAACGAGAAAGAAGAUUUGACAGAAAAUUAUGGCAAAGAUGAUACAAAUCCUCAAGUGUUCAAGAGUGUUAGUAACAAAUCUCUCUCUUACAAUGAGUUAAUAGCGCAGUGCAUUAUAUUCUUCUUGGCUGGGUAUGACACCACAGCUUCUACUUUAUCUUUUGCAAGCUACUUAUUGGCUCUUAAUCCAGAUGUACAGGAAAAACUGAUUGCUGAGCUGGAUGGAGCUUUAAAAGCCUCAAAUGGUGAAUUAACAUACGAUUCUCUUCAAGAAAUGAAGUAUUUGGAUAACGUAAUCUCUGAAACACUGCGACUGUAUCCACCAGCAGUUAGGUUGGAGAGAGUUGCAGAACAGGACUACAUUCUAGGAGACACGGGAAUAACCAUUCCUAAGGAUAUGGUUGUAACGAUUCCAACAUGCGCCAUGCACAAGGAUCCAAAGCUCUUUCCCAAUCCUGAAAAAUUUGAUCCCGACAGAUUCAGUGCUGAAGAAAGAGCCAAGAGGGACCAGUACACGUACAUGCCUUUCGGAUCCGGACCCAGGAACUGCGUGGGCAUGCGAUUUGCCCUCAUGGAAAUCAAGGUGUGUCUCGCAUUCAUCCUCAGCAACUUCAGAGUCAAGAAAUGUCCACAGACUCAGGUUCCUCUGGAAUUUUAUAUUGGACAGCAGCUUCUACAGCCAAAGAACGUAACUGUUCAGAUGGAAAUUAGAAAAGAUGGCAUCAGAGCACGCUAGCAUUCACUUUUUGGAGGAAAAUGAUAGAAUAGGAAGAAAUGAAAAUGUCAAUUGCUCUUUGAAUAAGGACAUUUUACAUGUAAACUGUUUAUAUUUCCACCCAAGGAUUUAUGAAAGUUUUUAUUUAAUUUUUUUUCUUUGAAACAGAUUUUAUCACAUCAAAAGUCGUUGCUUUCUUUCUUUUUGCUAAUGCUUUUAAAUUGAUAUUGCAAAGUAUUAAUUUUAAAAUAAAGUUCCUACUAAAACACUUUUUGUGGCGGUUUACUAACAAUUCUCACACCCAUAUUUUCAA
Molecule: messenger RNA, 1943 nt
Organism: Uloborus diversus
Lineage: Eukaryota; Metazoa; Arthropoda; Arachnida; Araneae; Uloboridae
Product: cytochrome P450 3A8-like
Exons: 14
Coding region: 53-1651 (532 amino acids)
Molecular function (GO): steroid hydroxylase activity; iron ion binding; heme binding
Source: RefSeq, a predicted model, not a curated record